Trematosphaeria pertusa is the source of this 1290-nucleotide messenger RNA. RefSeq lists its product as uncharacterized. The record is from RefSeq and is a predicted model, not a curated record. Lineage: Eukaryota; Fungi; Ascomycota; Dothideomycetes; Pleosporales; Trematosphaeriaceae. The transcript has 2 exons. Bases 1 to 1290 code for a protein of 429 amino acids.
AUGGAGCUAUCUGGCGCGUACUUCGGCGCGCAGCCGGAACAGCACUUUCCGCAUGACCAACCUACCUUGAUCGACCAGCAUUCUACAGUAUAUCCGAUUCAUUUAUCUAGACAUUGGCCGGCAACGAACUUCCACAACCCUAAUCAGCAUGCGCACCGGCGGCAACAGUCCACGUCUACCCAGUCUUCCCGCUCUUCUGCAUUUCGAUCAUCGGAUGGUAGCGUUUUCUCGCAAUGGCAAACAAGAGAUUCUUUGGCCUCGACGAACACCACGUCGCACUUAUCCGAACCCUUCGGGAAUCAGCAUGUAGCUCAGGCUGACGGCUCGCUCAACUUCAACUCUCCGGUUCCACACUCACACCCUCCGACACCCGUCGAGGAGCCAGCCCCAUUCACACUCACCAAACUAUCGCAUCCGCGCCAGCCGACUCCGGAGAAGGAACCAUUCGCUACCUGCAUAUCGCGAACGAAGCGCUCCCGUCGAUCCACAAAGGAGCCAAGAUACUGGUGUACGACUUGCGAGGAAGGCUUUGGAGAGAAAUAUGACUGGAAAAGGCACGAGGAAACAUAUCAGGAGCGUACGGAGAUGUACGAAUGCGGUCUAUGCCCUAACAUCUACUUCCUGGACAAGGACUUCAUCCAUCACCACCAAAAGAGUCACCGAUGCCAGAUCUGCGUUGAGAGAAAACACGCUGAGUUGGCGAAGAAAAAAAGAAUUUCGCGGACAGGAUGGGGCUGUGGCUUCUGCUGCCGCUUCGAUCGCGACUGGACCGAGCGGUGCAACCACAUCAGCUGGCACUUCGAAAAGAAUGGCGAUACGAUGGCAAACUGGAAGCACUCGCAUGUGAUCCUCGCGCUCCUUCAACGACCCGAGAUCCUCCCCUACUGGAAUCACCUCCUCUAUAGCAAACAGCGAUUCAACCCUCGCUUCGGCUGGAAUCAACACACUACGGGUCGCGUUGAAGGCUACCCAGAAGCCAACCCUCAUCCGCAACUACAAGACCUCCUGGAAUUUUAUACUCCCGAGCAGAGCGCAGAAGCGUUAGUACGACUAGCAUAUGAUAAGGGGCUGCUUCGGAAAGAGCUCCCUCGUCCGCCCGUACCGCCGAAAGAUUAUGCUACACGACCGCAGCAAUCCACAACCUUGCAAGAUCUCCUGAACGAUACGGAGACUUUGAACCGUUUCCUAAGUACGAUCGUUGAAGAUGACGUUCAGCCGACUGGCGUAUGCACCCUUGAUUAUGAGGCCAUGAACGAAGCUUUUGAUCCCAAAUACCAUUCUUUUGUGUAA